Molecule: messenger RNA, 783 nt
Organism: Eubalaena glacialis (North Atlantic right whale)
Lineage: Eukaryota; Metazoa; Chordata; Mammalia; Artiodactyla; Balaenidae
Product: granzyme A-like
Exons: 5
Coding region: 1-783 (260 amino acids)
Biological process (GO): positive regulation of apoptotic process; proteolysis; negative regulation of oxidoreductase activity
Molecular function (GO): serine-type endopeptidase activity
Source: RefSeq, a predicted model, not a curated record
AUGAAGAACUCCUCUACCUUUCUGGCAGCCACUCUCUCAAUGGUCAUUUUUCUCCUUCUAAUUCCUGAAGAUCUCUGUGUAAAAAUUAUUGGAGGAAAUCAAGUGACUCCUCAUUCAAGACCCUACAUGGUGCUACUUCAAGGGAAAACUAUCUGUGCCGGGGCUUUGAUUGCAAAAGACUGGGUAUUGACUGCAGCUCACUGUAACCUGAACAGAAGAUCCCAGAUCGUUCUUGGGGCUCACUCAAUAACCAAGAAAGAGCCUGAAAAACAGAUCAUGUUCGUUAAGAAAGAGUUUCCCUAUCCAUGCUAUGACCAGGACACGCAUGAGAGUGAUCUUAAACUUCUAAAGCUGAACAAAAAAGCAACAAUUAAUAAAAACGUGGCUAUCCUUCCUCUCCCUAAAUUGGGGGAUGAUGUGAAACCGGGAACUAUGUGUCGAGUUGCAGGGUGGGGUAUGUUUCACAAUAAUUCACCUCCAUCUGAUAUUUUGAGAGAGGUCAAUGUCACCGUCAUAGACAGAAAAAUCUGCAACGAUCAAAGGCACUAUAAUUAUAACCCUGUGAUUGGACUGAAUAUGAUUUGUGCCGGAAGCCUCCAAGGUGGAAGAGACUCCUGCAGUGGAGAUUCUGGAAGCCCUUUGAUAUGUGAAGGCAUUUUCAGAGGCAUCACUGCCUUUGGCCUUCCAGGGAAAUGCGGAGACCCUCGAGGACCUGGCGUCUAUAUUCUUCUCUCAAAGAAACACCUCAGCUGGAUAGCUAAGACUAUGAAACAUGCAGUUUAG